Epinephelus fuscoguttatus (brown-marbled grouper) is the source of this 14665-nucleotide messenger RNA. RefSeq names its product ankyrin 3b (gene ank3b). NCBI's taxonomy places the organism in Eukaryota, Metazoa, Chordata, Actinopteri, Perciformes, Serranidae. Gene Ontology annotation, biological process: protein localization to T-tubule; regulation of cardiac muscle contraction; signal transduction. Gene Ontology annotation, molecular function: protein binding. The transcript has 51 exons. Gene Ontology annotation, cellular component: T-tubule. The record is from RefSeq and is a predicted model, not a curated record. Bases 666 to 13154 code for a protein of 4162 amino acids.
GACGUCGCGGACUGAGCCUGUGUGUGUGUGUGUACAUAGAGGAUGGCUCAGUGCUCAGGUGCAGUGCUCUGGGAACCAGUCAAGCAGGCAGCAGGACCAGUUCAUUUACCCAGACGACAGAGCGCUCUGCUGGGUUAGGGGCUGGAGCUUGAGCCCCAUCUUGGACCUCCAACCCUGGAGCUCUACUGACGUACCUGUAACUGUUUUUAUACAUCAAUCGAGGACAUUUUCACCUGACUCUGGAUCAUAUCAUUAACUGUUUUUGUAUUUGCUAUAACUGGCACUUGUUUUGCACUUUGAGCUUUGAGAAGUGGAAGCAGCUGCCUUCACAGCGGUGGAGCCUGAGGAGUAUGUCCUGCCUGUGCCCUGCCCCAAACUGGACCUUUGCAUCUGCACAGUGUGGAUAGCUGCUGAGGGACACCAAGAACAAAAGACAGAGGGGGAAUCUUGAAAACGAGGAGAGGAAAAUCCUUCCUUCUCACACACCUGUGAGGGCUCCUCCUCUGACAAAAGCGCAGCCGAGGAUACGGGAGGAACAAAAAGAUAAUUAGGAGCUGAGAAGAAAAGGCUAAAGAGGAGACUCUGGGUCCACCCUCCAUUCAUCCCUCCAUCCAUCCGUCCUUCUCCGGUUUCCCACCUGUGAGGAUUAAUUGGACUGGAGCAGCAUGGCGCACGCCGCCUCGCAGCUGAAGAAAAAGGCGGAUGAGAACCUCAACGCUGCGGAGGACGAGAAGGAGAAGAAGAAGGCGGCGAGGAAGCGUUCACGCGAAGUGAAGAAAAAGACGGAUGUAAAUGCCUGUUACCUGCGAUCAGCUCGGGCCGGGAACCUAGAGAAAGCUUUGGACUACCUGAAGAAUGGAGUCGACAUCAAUAUUUGCAACCAGAACGGACUAAAUGCUCUCCAUCUGGCCUCCAAGGAGGGCCAUGUGGAGGUGGUGGCUGAGCUCAUCAAGCACGGCGCCAACGUGGACGCAGCGACUAAGAAAGGAAACACAGCCCUCCACAUAGCUUCCCUCGCUGGGCAGACAGAGGUGGUGAAGGAACUGGUCACUCACAACGCCAACGUCAACGCACAGUCUCAGAAUGGCUUCACUCCACUCUACAUGGCGGCGCAGGAGAACCACAUGGACGUGGUGCAGUUCCUACUGGACCACGGCUCCAGUCAGAGCAUCGCCACCGAGGAUGGUUUCACUCCACUGGCGGUGGCGUUGCAGCAGGGACACGACCAGGUGGUUUCCCUCCUGCUGGAAAACGAUACCAAGGGGAAGGUCCGCCUGCCUGCACUGCACAUCGCCGCACGGAAAGACGACACCAAGGCCGCCGCGCUCCUCCUCCAGAAUGACCACAACGCCGACGUGGAGUCUAAGAUGAUGGUGAAUAGAACAACAGAGAGCGGUUUCACUCCCCUGCAUAUUGCGGCUCACUACGGCAACAUCAACGUAGCAACACUCCUGCUGAACAGAGGGGCAGCUGUGGACUUCAAGGCGAGGAAUGACAUCACACCGCUGCACGUAGCAUCCAAACGUGGGAACAGCAACAUGGUGCGACUGCUGCUGGAGAGAGGAGCCAAGAUAGAUGCACGGACCAAGGAUGGUCUGACUCCUCUGCACUGUGGAGCGAGGAGCGGACAUGAGCAGGUGGUGGAGAUGCUGCUGGACAGAGGAGCUCCAAUACUGUCAAAGACAAAGAACGGUUUGUCUCCGCUCCACAUGGCGACGCAGGGCGACCAUCUCAACUGCGUCCAGCUGCUUCUGCACCACGAGGUGCCUGUGGACGAUGUGACCAACGACUACCUGACGGCGCUGCACGUGGCCGCACACUGUGGGCACUACAAGGUGGCGAAGGUGAUCGUGGACAAGAAGGCCAACCCCAAUGCCAAGGCACUGAAUGGUUUCACUCCCCUGCACAUCGCCUGCAAGAAAAACAGAGUCAAGGUGAUGGAGCUGCUUCUGAAGCAUGGAGCGUCGAUACAGGCGGUCACUGAGUCCGGUCUGACUCCGAUCCAUGUUGCAGCAUUUAUGGGACACGACAACAUCGUGCACCAGCUGAUCAGCCACGGGGCUUCCCCCAACACGAGCAAUGUGAGAGGGGAGACGGCGCUCCACAUGGCAGCGAGAGCCGGACAGUCAAACGUGGUCCGAUAUCUGAUCCAGAACGGAGCACGAGUCGAUGCCAAGGCCAAGGAUGACCAGACUCCGCUGCACAUCUCAAGCCGUCUCGGAAAGCAGGACAUCGUCCAGCAGCUGCUGGCAAACGGAGCGUGCCCGGACGCCACGACCAGCUCUGGAUACACACCUUUACACCUGGCUGCCAGGGAGGGACACCGAGACGUGGCCUCGGCACUGCUGGAGCACGGAGCCAGUCUGGGCAUCAUCACCAAGAAGGGCUUCACUCCUCUGCACGUGGCUGCAAAGUACGGGAAGAUCGAGGUCGCCAACCUGCUGCUGCAGAAGAACGCUCCGGCUGACGCUGCUGGGAAGAGUGGACUAACUCCACUGCAUGUGGCGGCGCACUAUGAUAACCAGAAGGUGGCGCUGCUCUUGCUCAACCAGGGAGCUUCUCCACAUGCAGCUGCGAAGAACGGUUACACUCCGCUCCACAUCGCAGCUAAGAAGAACCAGAUGGAGAUCACCACCACGUUACUGGAGUACGGCGCCACCACCAACACAGUGACACGUCAGGGGAUCACGCCUCUGCACCUGGCGGCACAGGAAGGCAACGUGGACAUAGUGACGCUGCUGCUGGCUCGAGACGCUCAGAUAAACACGGGCAAUAAGUCUGGUCUGACUCCGCUCCACCUGGCCGCUCAGGAGGAUAAAGUCAACGUUGCUGAGGUGUUAGUCAAUCAGGGAGCAACUAUAGACCCAGAGACCAAGCUGGGAUACACUCCUCUCCAUGUGGCCUGUCACUAUGGCAACGUGAAGAUGGUCAAUUUCCUGCUGAAAAACCAGGCGAGGGUCAACGCCAAGACCAAGAACGGUUACACUCCUCUCCAUCAGGCUGCACAGCAGGGACACACACACAUCAUCAACUUGCUGCUACAUCACGGAGCAUCGCCUAACGAACUCACAGCUAAUGGGAACAGCGCUCUGUCCAUCGCCAGGAGGCUCGGCUACAUCUCUGUAGUUGACACACUCAAAGUGGUGACAGAGGAAACUCUGACGACUCAGACGGUGAUAGAGAAGCACAAGAUGAACGUCCCAGAGACCAUGAACGAGGUGCUGGACAUGUCCGACGACGAAGUCUGUAAAGCCAAUGUCCCCGAAAUGAUCACAGAGGACUAUAUAUCUGAUGUGGAAGAAGGUGACGAUGCGAUGACGGGGGACACAGACAAAUAUCUGGCCCCCCAGGACCUGCGGGAGUUGGGGGACGACUCGCUCCCUCAGGAGGGCUACAUGGGCUUCAGCGUUGGUGCGCGGUCACAGAGCCUCCGUUCCUUCAGUUCUGAUAGGUCCAACACGCUGAACCGGAGCUCGUUCACGCGGGACAGCAUGAUGAUCGAAGAGAUGCUGGCGCCCAAUAAGGAAGUGAUGCUCUGUAAGGAAAGGUCUUUCAUUGUAGAGCAUCACAAUAAGCAUUUGGCCGUGGCUAAGGACUUUGACAACGACUCUCUGAGGAGGUACAGCUGGACUGCAGACGCACUGGAUAAUGUCAACCUAGUCUCUUCACCAAUACACUCCGGUUUUUCCUCUCCGCUCCCGCAGUACGACAGCAGGUUCCUGGUCAGCUUUAUGGUCGACGCCCGGGGUGGCUCCAUGAGAGGAAGUCGUCACAAUGGCAUGCGCAUCAUCAUCCCGCCGAGAAAGUGCACAGCGCCCACCAGGAUCACCUGUCGACUGGUCAAGAGACACAAACUGGCGUCGCCUCCUCCGAUGGUGGAAGGAGAAGGCCUGGCCAGCCGACUGGUUGAGGUCGGUCCGGCCGGAGCUCAGUUCCUCGGGCCUGUGAUAGUGGAGAUCCCUCACUUUGGCUCGAUGCGGGGUCAGGAGAGAGAGCUGAUCAUGCUGCGCAGCGAGAACGGAGAAACCUGGAAGGAGCAUCUGUACGACUACAAGACAGACGACCUCAAUCAGCUCCUCAGUGGGAUGGAUGAAGAGCUGGACAGUCCUGAGGAGCUGGAGAGGAAGAGAAUCUGCCGCAUCAUCACCAAGGACUUCCCACAGUACUUUGCGGUCGUGUCUCGAAUCAGGCAGGAGACCAAUCAAAUGGGACCAGAAGGCGGGACUCUGAGCAGCCGGAGCGUCCCAUUGGUUCAAGCUUCCUUCCCCGAGGGGGCGUUAACAAAGAAAAUCAAAGUUGGACUGCAGGCUCAGCCGGUGCCCGACGAGACUGUGAAGAAAAUCCUCGGCAACCGAGCAACUUUCAGCCCCAUCGUUACCGUGGAGCCCAGAAGAAGGAAGUUUCACAAGCCCAUCACUAUGACAAUCCCAGUCCCGCCACUCUCAGGGGAGGGGCUCAGCAACGGCUACAAGGGAGACCCUACUCCAUGUCUCCGCCUUCUCUGCAGCAUCACAGGUGGAACAUCCCCAGCACAGUGGGAAGACAUCACCGGCACGACUCCUCUCACCUUCGUCAAUGACUGUGUCUCCUUCACCACUAAUGUCUCUGCCAGGUUCUGGUUAGCAGACUGCCACCAGAUCCCAGAGACGGUGGGUUUGGCCAUGCAGCUGUACAGGGAGCUGAUCUGUGUGCCCUACAUGGCCAAGUUUGUGGUAUUUGCUAAGAUGAAUGACCCAGUGGAGUCCAGACUGAGGUGCUUCUGUAUGACGGACGACAAGGUGGAUAAGACCCUGGAGCAGCAGGAGAACUUCGAGGAGGUGGCCAGGAGCAAAGACAUAGAGGUUCUGGAGGGCAGGCCCAUCUAUGUGGAUUGCUAUGGAAACUUGGCGCCUCUUACUAAAGGUGGUCAGCAGUUAGUUCUUAACUUCUACGCCUUCAAGGAGAACCGUUUGCCCUUCUGUGUCAAGGUGAGAGAUCCCAGCCAGGAGCCCUGCGGUCGUCUUACGUUCCUCAAAGAGUGUAAGACCAUUAAAGGCCUUCCACAAACUGCCGUGUGCAACCUGAACAUCACUCUUCCUGCGGUGAAAAAGGAAAUGGAGUCAGAUGCCGAGGAUGAGACUGAAAAGCCAGAGCGACGUCAUACCUUUGCAUCCCUAGCCUUACGUAAGCGCUACAGCUAUCUGGCCGAGCCUGCACUGAAAACAGCACUCGAACGAAGCACAGCAGCAAGAACACUGCCUGCUGGUCACCCUCACAAACCUGUCUUUCCAACCAGACCUUACCCACCAUGGUCGACUGCUCCUAUUACCAUCCCUGGCCAAACAAGGCUCGUCGGAGUGGGGGGUUCCCUCACCUCUACCGAUUCACCGGCAGGCUCACCAGCUGCUUCUCCAUUGAAAACUACUUGGCCCCUUUCCUCCCCAUCACCUGCAUGCCCCGCAACUAUCAAAGCUACCUUGGGAGCUCCACCACCGCCACCACCUACUGUGUCAUCCCCAGCUAAAUCACUUAGCGACCUGACAUCCUCAUCCCCCAUCAGGUCUUACAGGACUAUGCCUUCACCCAUUAAAACUGUUGUCCAGCUGGGCCAGUACCCCGUUCAGGGGUCUGCCAGCCUUGUGUCCUCUGGAAGCCCAGUUAAACCUGCCACAGAUCCAGCAUCUAUCAAAAGCCUUGCUUCGGCAUACACAUCAAGGACUUCCCCUCUUCACUCAAUACCCAAUGGUUCUAUACCAGAGAGGUCAACAGCUUCAGUCACUGCUCCAGCAUCGCCAAAGACACCUUACAGCAUGUACAAUUCUAAUCUGCCUUUUAAAACUGCCCUUGGGUCCACAGUUGCGACAGAUGCAGGUGCACCCAAUCUUUCUCCUGUUAAGAGCAUCUCCAGCCUGUCCUCUUUGAAAACCUCUGUAGAUUCAACACUCUCAUCCAGAGGAGGGAGGACAUCUCUGUCAUCUCUCUCCUCAACUGGGCAGACAACCAUUACUUCCUCAGAAUUGUCCAUGAUGAACGGAUCACUCUCGCCUGUUAAAUAUCCAUCAUCCUCCUCCACGCCAUCCUCUCCUUCUUCUCGGCAUCUCACAGAGAGAAGUAGCAGCCUUCAGGAGAGGAUCCUGGCCACCACCCAGGCUGCAACCUCCAGUGUCAGCGCAGCCAUAAAUGAAGCUAUAGACUCAUAUUCUGUGUCCGGCUAUGGCACUCUUAGAUCGCUGUCCUCCUCGCGUAGAUCUGCAGCUCAAAGCUCUGCUUAUGGUUCUCUGAGAUCUGGAGCUGCCUCCUCCAGUUCUGCAGUUUCUUCUAACACAGUGACUGUACCUGUGUACUCGUUAGUCAACGUCAUUCCAGAGACCCCUGUCAAACCAGGGCCAGGGUCUCUCAAAAUGGCACUGCCUGAUUCUUCUCGUGCCUCGUCCUCGUCUUCUUCUUCUUUGUCUACCUGUGUUACCGCAUCAAAAAUAAAGUCCCAACUAAAAUCCCCUCCGUUUAUCACACCACCCAUCAUCCACCCAACUGGAACUUCCAACCAGGAGAUACUAAAAGAUGUAGCAGACAUGAAAGAGGAUCUGAUCAGAAUGACAGCUAUCCUACAGACAGACACACAGACAGCAGUUAAAACUGUCCAAACAUCACAUACUGGCACUCCCAAAGAGAGCAAGUUAGAGGAUGAGGAGCCUUUUGCUCUAGUGGAGAAAGUGAAAGAAGAUUUAGUGAAAGUCAGUGAGAUAUUACAGAAAGAUAUCAAGAGUGAAGCUAAGGCCAUUGCAGGUAGAGAGAGAGCCUCAGAGGAUGAAUGGGAGGAAUUUUCAAAAGAUGAGAUCGAGGAGGCACAAAGAAGUGCCCUCUCAGAUUAUUACCCUCCCUUUGAUGAAAACACACUCCUACUCAAGCAGCAGUCCAUGUCAAGCAAAGACUUAGAAUUGGCUAAAGUAGUAGAUUUUCUAACAAAUGACAUUGGCGCGAGCUCUCUCUCCAGAAUAGCCGAGUUGAAAUGUAAGUACGAGGAGGAGGCAAAGAGGGAAGGGGAAGAGAAACAGAAACGUGUUCUUAAACCAUCUAUGUCAAUACAAGAGCACAAACUCAAAAUGCCUCCACCAGUCUCAGGCAUGAUCAGGUCUCCCUCAGAGAAGGAUCUAAGCAAACUUGCUGAAUCAUCAUAUCAGGGGACGGACACUAUUCUGGAGUCACCCGAGGACCUGUCCCAUGAGCAGGAUAAGAGUCCGCUGUCAGACAGUGGGUUUGAGACCAGAAGUGAAAAGACGCCCUCUGCUCCUCAGAGUGCAGAGAGUACAGGACCUAAGCCUUUAUUCACAGAUUCACCCAUCCCUCCCUGUGUUACAGAGACCAGGACCGAAGUGGUCCAUAUUAGGAGCUAUGAGCAGCCUGAUGAUCUGUGUGAGCCUGCACUCAUGGAGGAGGCUGCAUCUGUUCUUCCUCCAGUAGAGCCAGAGGCAGCUUCAGUAAGCUCCACAAAAGCCAUACAGAUGAAAAUGCCAGAAGAGGACUCAAUGAUUAACAAAAGUGUGUGUCUUAAAGAAGAAACUCAUAUAACUACUACUACUAGAAUGGUCUAUCACAAGCCCCAACUGACUGAUGGUGCAGAGAUUUUAGAGGAAGGUAUGUCAGUAAGGGAUAUCAUGAAAGCUUUCCAGUCAGGUAGGGACCCAUCUAAAGAACUGGCAGGACUUUUUGAGCACAAAGCUAGCCAGGAUUCUGUCAAAGGCGAUGAGUUGACUCCUAGAUUUCUUGACAGAGACAUUAAAUCCAAACCUAAAGUGGAAAGGAUAAUAGAGGUUCAUAUCGAAAAGGGCCACAGCACAGCAGAGCCGACUGAGGUUAUUAUCAGGGAAACCAAGAAACACCCUGAGCUUUAUGUCUACAAAGGGGACCAUGGAAUUAAGGAGCUUACUGAUUACGAUGAGGCCCAACAGGAAGAGGAGGAACUUACUGCAGAAGAAUCCCUACCCUCCUUCCUAGAAACAUCUCGCGUUAACACCCCAGUGUCACAGGAGGAGGACAGUCGCCCAAGUUCUGCCCAGCUGAUGGCGGAUGAUUCAUAUAAAGCUCUGAAACUACUGAGCCAACAUUCCGUAGAAUACUGUGAUGAUGAACUAUCAGAAAUCAGAGGCGAGUCGUAUAGAUUUGCUGAGAAAAUGCUCCUCUCAGAGAAACUUGACACGUCAUCGCAGUCUCACUCUGACACAGAGGAUUCAGCUAUAGCAACUGACAAGAACCGCCACCAAGUUUCUGAGGAGAGCGGUAGCCGCGGCACAGAAAGUCAGCAGUAUGGAAGCCCCAAAAGAGAGUUUGGUUCCAAGUCAUCAAAAGAUGGCUCCCCUAUAUCUGGUAAAUUUGUGCACAGGGAUGAACCAUCUCAGUUUGAUAAGGUGACAGUGCUUCAUUACUCCACAGAGCAGGGCAGUCCCAAACAUGCUGUUUGGAUGCGAUUUACAGAAGAUAAACAUGACAGGAGCAGGGAUAAGCUUCUCUAUGAGGAUAGGGUGGAUCAAACUGUAAAAGAAGCUGAAGAAAAACUCAGUGAGGUAUCACAGUUCUUCCGUGACAAAACAGAAAAGCUCAAUGAUGAGUUGCAGUCCCCUGAGAAAAAGCCUGUAAGACGAGAGCCAAAGGAACCAAGGUCCUGGCCUAGCUCAGUCUGCAGUACCCCUGAGAAAACACAGCAGAAACCUAAAGCAGAAGAGGUCUUCAGUAAACUCAGGGAGCCUUCUGUUGGUAAAAUGUUUGGUAGCACCACUACGGCUGAAAAGACAAGUUCUAGUUUACCAAGCAGUCCACAGAAAAGCAGGCUCCCUCAUAUCAGUGAGGAUAAAAGUAAACAACAAACUAAAACCAGUGAAUCAGAACCCUCUUCUCCCUCUCAUGUAAAAUCAACAUCCAAAGUCAGUGCAGUGAGGAUGAAGUUUGAAUCUGAGGCUCAAAAACAAAGUCAAUCUAGUCUAACCAAAAUCCCCCCUCCAGUGCAGCCAAAACCUUCAAUAAAAAAAUUACAGGAAAGCAAACUUCCUGUUUAUCAGUUUUUUGCAGGAGGAAAAACAUCAAAAGUAUCUGAAACAUCAGAAGAAGUAAGCCCGAAAAAGGAUGUUGAGAAGGACACAGACACCAGUAAACCUGCUUUAUCACCUACAUCUAAAAGCCCAAAAUACACAGGAGACAAGUCGCCAAACAAAAAUAUCCCAGAGCCCUUGUUACAAAGACAAAUAAGUGAAACUGAAACUCACAAAGCCACUACUACAGGGAAAGAUGUCCCUUCCACAGUUACUCAGGAAAUAAAAGAAAGCAAUAAAGAUCAGAAAGUCCAGGCACCUGUUGCUAAAGAAACAACUAGACUAGUAGAGAAAGAUAGCGAUGCUAAAAAGAGCCAACAAGUGACAAAAAGUGAGUCUGCUUCCAAAGAAGUAAUAGCUGAAGUAUCAAGAAAAGAGACAGACGAACCCCUUAACAAAAACCUCAGAAAAAAGGCAGAAUCCCAAAUUCCUGUAAGAACGUCUUCUACUUUAGAUAAUGACCUCACAAAGAAACAGGCAAUAGCUAAACCCUCACAGAUACCUACAUUAGCAAAGAGCAAAAUACAGACGAGUCUUGAGACAACUCCGGAAAAAACAGAUUUGACUUUUGAAAUUCUAGAUAAUGCACCCAAAGAUUCAAACUCCAAUAAUCUUCCCAGCCCAGGAGACACACUGGACAAAGUCAUAACCCCUCCAGCUGCUGCAACAACCAAAGAGAACUUUAAGGGCAUCAAAACAUUACCUGUUUAUGUCAGUGUCCAAGUGGGAAGGCAGGGAGAGAGGGAGGCCAAAGGGACACUGUAUACAGUCAAACAGAAAUCAAGCUCAGCACUCAGCCCCAUAAGCCCUGAUGAUGACACACUAGAACAGGUUUCUUUCAUCGAUAGCUCAGGGAAAAGCCCCCUUACGCCAGAAACCCCCAGCUCUGAGGAGGUCAGCUAUGACCUCACGUCCAGGACCCCUGAUGGCUUUAUGGGAUUCAUGCCAGGGAAACCAAGCCCGAUCAUGGAGGUCUCUGAAGAAUCAGAGGAAGAUGACCAAAGCAAAGUUGUUUUCUCUUUUAAAGAGGUCCUGCCAGAACGCAAAACUAGUGUUGACACCACCAAAGCAGACCUGGCUAAUGCUAAUGAGCAACAAAUAAAAAGUAAUGAUAACCAGCAGGAAUUAACUUACAAUUUGAACCAGGAAGAAACAAUAGCCGUUGUCAGGCAGGAAGAAACAACAGAGCUGGAGCAGCAAGAGGCCUCCAAAGACAAAGGUAUUGCAUAUAUUGAGUUUCCUCCCCCUCCUCCUCUGGACUCUGCUUCAGAAAUGUCAGACCCAGAAAGGAAAGGUUCUUGUGCCUCUUCAGAGACUGAGACUGAAAUGAUGGAAGUGAACUUACAGGAGGAACAUGACAAGCAUCUGCUGACGGAGCCAAUUAUACGUAUACAACCCCCUUCACCAGUGUCCCCGGGGGAAGAUGACAGUCAGUCAAAUGAUGAAGAUGAUGAGUCAAUGUUCCAACCAAUUCCUUGUAAGAAAUUCACUUCCAAAAUUCCUGAUGAGGGGGAGGAGGAGAAGAGGAGGGAGAAGGAAAAGGCGUCAAAGCCCAAAAAACAUGACAAAAAUGGAAACAACAAAGAACCUAAUGGUGAGACAAAUGGCUCCAAUGGUUCUAAUGGCAAAGGAGAGGACUAUGAAUAUGAACAAAAUGGAAAUGACCAGUCAAUAACAGACUGUUCCAUAGCCACAACGGCUGAAUUUUCUCAUGACACAGACGCAACAGAGAUAGACUCCCUAGAUGGAUAUGAACUUCAGGAUGAGGAUGAUGGUCUGUGUGAGCAGGCAGAUUUACGGCUGUUUGGUCUUCCAGACAGCCGGAGAGAUGUAUGGGCGACAGACACAUUUAGGUCUACUGACCGCUCUUUUCCUCAGACCAAACUGGAAGUUAUUGAAGAAGAGAAAACCCCAGAGGAAUGUCAAAAGGACACUCUCAAAAAAGAUACACCCUCAAAUGGUGGAAUACCUGACGCUGUUAGUAAGGAUGGGGACAAAAGUCAGGAACAAAACCAGUCAAAGAAAGAGGGAUUUUCAGACACUUACUUUAGCUAUAAAUUAGAAGAGGAGUUUAAUUCUCCUUUUAAGACUGUUGCCACUAAGGGGCUGGACUUUGACCCCUGGCCCAGUAAAGGUGGAGAAGAAGAAGUCAUUGACAUGGGAGGGACACGGGGAAGCAAUGGUGAGCCUAAGCCUUUUGGACUGGCAGUGGAUGACCAGUCUCAGGCCACAACACCAGACACUACCCCAGCCCGAACGCCAACGGACGAUAGCACGCCGACGAGCGAGCCAAACCCAUUCCCCUUCCAUGAAGGGAAGAUGUUUGAGAUGACACGCAGUGGUGCGAUUGACAUGAGCAAGAGGGACAUGGUGGAGGAGAGGCUCCAGUUUUUUCAGAUUGGCCCUCAGAGUCCCUGUGAGAGAACAGACCUCCGCAUGGCAAUAGUAGCCGACCACCUUGGACUCAGCUGGACUGAGCUGGCCAGGGAGCUGGAUUUCUCUGUGGAAGAGAUCAACUUCAUCAGAGUGGAGAACCCCAAUUCCCUGACAGCACAGAGCUUCAUGCUCCUAAAGAAAUGGGUGCACAGGGACGGUAAAAAUGCCACAACGGAUGCUUUAACUGCGGUGCUGACUAAGAUCAAUCGGUUGGAUAUUGUGACUUUGCUGGAAGGGCCCAUAUUUGACUACGGUAACAUUUCAGGCACACGCUGCUUUGCCGAUGAUAACGCAGUAUUCCCGGAUCAGUCCGAUGUGGCUGAUCUCCUCGGCUUUGAGGGAUACCACAAUAUAGAUCUGGAGCUGCAAACCCCCUCAGACCUGAACUACGAGCCCCCCACCCCGCUGCGCUCAGACGACUUCUUUAGCGAGGGCGAUGCUAGCGCAGAAUCCCCUAGCAAGACCACGCUUACUAGACCUAGCGACCUCUCUCUCACUCAGACCACCAGUACCUCCAGCAGCGAGCCCAUCACUGUCGCCCCAGGCCCCACAUCCAAUGCCAUGCAGCCCCCCAUCGUCGGGGCCGAAGACACAGCUUUGACUGCCGGAGAAAGAGCAAAGGAAGAAAAGACAGGUCUGGUUUAUUAUGAGAGGCCGGAUAAUGACAGAAGGGCAGUAUCAGGAAAGGGAACAGACGGGCAUGCUGAGGCUGUAGAGAAGGAACUGAAGGCAGGGCAAGGCGUUGUUUUGGAGCGUCAGGGAGAGACAGCUGCCUCAGAUGCUGGUCAUGGAAAUGGAAAGCAGGAAGAAGAAGAGGAGGAGAUGACCCCAGAGAGGCUGCAGAGUCUGCUGGAGGAUAUAAAGCAGGAGGGAGGCUUGGAGGAUGAGGAGAUGACAGAGGAGCGGAUGAAUGCUAUCCUCGAACAACUGCAGCAAGCAGAAAAAGACGUGUGUUCAGUUCCAGGCUGGAGAAGUGAGACGUCUGGCGCAAGCGUAGACUCGGCAGCCCCUGGCCAAAGCUCCGGCAUCAAGGAGGGCAGCCCCGACAGUCUGGUUGAUUCGUUGGAGCAGCCCCCGCCUCUGAGUGACAAACAGAACGGAGCUCACAUCGACACAGCCAGGGAAGAAAGGGAAAGUGAGGCCAAGAGGAAGGGAUCUCAGGAGGACAGCAGCACAGCAGGACCAAGCAGAGGUCAGGAGGAGGGAGUUGACAGGUCCCAGCACAAAGUCCAGGGGAGUGUUAGAGCUGACGAGUCCGGCUCCGAUGGGGAGACCACUGUUACCACCAGGGUGUACCGCAGACGAGUCAUACUCAAGGGAGAGGAGGCCAAAAACAUUCCUGGAGAGUCUGUGACGGAGGAGCAGUUCACAGAUGAAGACGGGAAUCUGGUCACCAGAAAAGUGAUCAGAAAGGUGGUGCGCCGUGUGUACAACACGGACGAAAGGAGGGAGAGUGAAGGCGACACUCUAACAGAAGAAGCUGGUGCUGGUGCUGGUGCUGGUGGUAGUGGUGUAGCGACAGCAGGAGCCACAGGGGGGAAGGGCAAGAAGAGGGGGAAGCGCUCCCGACAGGGUCAAAAGGCUGAGAAGUCUGGAGGAAAAUCUGAGCCUGGAGACAGUGCCAACAAGAAACAAGGGAAGAAGAGUCAGUCAUAACAGUAGAGCUCUCAAUUAAACCAGGUCCACUGACGUCCACCUGCGACACCACACACACAUUCUGGGAGGAAAAACAAGACUGGAAGCCUCGUCAAUCGGCCAAAACGUGUCUGAAGCUUUCACUUGCAACGCAUGGUUUUUUCAGCAAGACAACGCAAAACAAGUUACUUUUCUUUGAUUUCGCAUGAGCAUGUCACCAAAACUCACUCACUGUCGGAAGUAACACCGAAAGGACACGCAUGGACGUGAGCUGGAGCUUUCUCAUCUUCGAUGAAGGAAAGGCGCCUGUGACCAAAGAUGGCGCAAACAAGGAAAACUAAACGCUGACUGAUAAAGAAGACGUGUGAUUCACUCUCUCUCAGACACUCGCCUUAUAUGGUCUAUUUUUUCCUCCUGGACCCACAGUAUUGGGGUGUACCAUGUGGUUCUUUUUUAAAAAAUGAAAUAUAAUAGUAAAUGGGUGAUUUUUGUUGUAUAUAAAUGACACUGUAUAAAAUACAAAAAAAAAAAAUCAGUAGCUUCACAGAUUGUUUAUGCACUGAUUUGAGUUGAAGCUUUGCAGAGUCGGUGCAUUUGUAUUGAGAGGUCGACACUGUUUGAGCAGCCUUGAGUGUGCGACCUGACAUGCUCUUCCCAAAUGAAUAUAUCAAAAGAAACAAAAAAAAGCUGUAUGUAAAUGAGAAACGAAUGGAAGAAAAAAAUAACUGCUUGAUUUUAAACAAAGGACGUUUCUUUAAAGCCAACAGCUACUUCCGCUCUGUCUGUGGAACAUUAUUUGUCUUCAGAGAAAUAAUAUUUUGCUGCAUGUGACGUCACUUUAUUUUUAAUGCUUUCCUUUUUAUUUUCCUCCUAAUUCAAAAGCACUGUAAUACAAUUAGAGAGAUGGUACUUCUGUCUUUGUGAGCACUCAUAAUAACCCAACCAUCUGUCAUCUAUAACUGUUUUUAUUUUAUUUUUUACGAACCUGAAAACACACACAUACUCCAGAUAGCAAAGCUUCAGGGAGGUACUGACGGUGUCCCCGAAUGUAACCCGCAGACCGGCACAUUGUGUUUUCUCCUAACUGCUAGCAGCCCCGUGUGUGUGAAACAUUAAAUACAAAUGUCUAUCUGUAAGCCCAUCAUGCAUACUAGAAGUGUAAGUUAAAGCUUUCAGGUCUGCUGUGAUUUUAAAAAGGGGACUUUUAUUUUGACGGUUUGAUGACUUUUAUUUAACAGGUUGUAUUUACACGAGGACAGAGAAGCUCAUUUUUAGCCCCAUUAUCCAAAUACAAUGCUUUUUAUUAACAGCUAAAUCACAGUAUUGAUCACACAACAUGAAAAAUCUGAUCUUCUGUUCGUGUGUAAUUUUAUUUUUUGUCUUUUUUUUUUUCUUUUUUCGUACAAAACCACCCUGAGCAUCCAUUGUUGAUGAUAAAUCUGGUACCAACAUGUAUGACGAACCAACAUAGCCUACACUGGAUGAUCCAACUAAUUAUUUAAGCAGAAAAAUAAAUUGUGUUAAAACUGAAA